UAUACAUAUGCCCCUUGCGAUAAAUUAUGUGCUCGAAAACUAUGAUGAAGUUUCUGAGCAAUUGUAUCAUGGAAUAUUUAAUCUAUCGCUGAUGAGACUCUCUUGGCUUAAUUGAUGGCAAUUAUUGGGGCCGGUGUAUGUGCUUGGGAACGAGAAACAUUAUUCAACUUGGACUUGCAGGCACCACGUUGAAUCCUCUCUUUCCCUUAUCUCCGGUUUGUUCUUACCCAGGGAAACAAUGGAUAUUAUAAGUGGAGUUGCCGGCAUCGUUGGCAGCAUCGUCGGCAUCAUCGGCAUCGUCUUUCAAUGCUGGGGUUGCACGUCAAUGUACCGGACGUACAUCGAAGAUCUUGAAGGCAACCUCAACACUCUGGAAGAGAGUAUGAAAGAACUCAGCGGUGUCAUGGAAGAAGUGAGGACACAAGUCGUGAGGGAAGAUGGUGAAGGCAGGGGCCAAGCAAGUGAAGUGGGUGGCUGGCUAGGGACAGUUGAAGCCCUCGACAAUGAAGUGAGCGAGAUUGUGAGAGUUGGGAGGCAGUUGUUGGAAGAGAAUGGCUUGUGCAGUGGUUUUCCCAACAACAGUUGGACACGUUACAGGCAGUCCAAGGCAGCAGAGGCAAAGGAACGCACUGUAGACAAGGAACUGGGCCGAGGUCGGAUUUUCAAAGAUGUGGACAACAGGCCUGGCGACCUGAAACUCAAGAGUUCUCUUGAGGCUCUUGAGGGCAAGCGGAAGGAGCUGGACAAUGUGUUUGAAGAUGCGAUGGAGAGAAUUAGAAGGGACGAAGCUUGGCACUCGAAGCGAACAAAAGAAGUUGGUGAGUGGUUGAAAAGAGUGGAAAAUCUCAAGGAAGAAGUGGGUGAAAUUCUGGAGGAAGGGACGCAGGAAAUGGGAGGGGGAGACCCUCAAUCUCACAGGAACUGCCCAUCGUGUAAGCGGCUAUCAGAGCGUGCUAAGGAGAAGACAACCGCCUUGGAAGGAGAGCUUGCAAAAUAUCGUGCUUUCAAUACUUACACCUACAAGCCGGAUGAUCCUCCUAUGGUUGAGCAACCUCUUGAGCCGCCGGUGGGUUUAGAUUCUAGCUUUGAGGAGGUGUGGACCUGGGUUCAGGAUGAAAGUGUGAGACGUAUUGGGUUGUAUGGCAUGGGUGGUGUCGGAAAGACUACCCUCCUAAAAAAAAUCCACAAUAAAUUCCUGGGAAUUCAGCAUGAUUAUGAUGUGGUUGCUUGGAUUGUAGUGUCCCAACCAACUAAUCCUGAGAAAAUCCAGGAACACAUUUGGGAGAAACUGCAUCUCCCUGAAUCUCGAUGGAAUGACAUCAUAGAGACGGAAAGACCGGGCCACAUAUUGAAGAUCAUGAAGGAAAAGAAUUUUCUAAUUUUUUUGGAUGAUAUAUGGGAGGAAAUAGAUCUCUCAAAUCUUGGGAUUCCUUCUCGUAAUCAUCAACGCAAAUCCAAGAUCAUAUUCACAACCCGAUUAAAGGAGGUUUGCGGCUCCAUGCAAGCUGAGCGCACGAAGAAGGUUGACUGUUUGCCACCAAAUAAAGCCCUCAACCUAUUCCGAGAGAAGGUGGGUGAACAAACUUGGACUGCCCAUGAUGAAAUCCCAAAUCUUGCUGAAGCUCUGAUUAAGGAGUGCAAGUAUCUGCCGCUUUCUCUUAUUACUAUUGGGGCAGCAAUGGCAAGUCGUAGGGAUCCCGAUGAAUGGAGGAAAGCUAUUGAAAUUUUGAAGAAACUCCCAUCAGACUUUGCAGAUAUAGAAAAGAAGGUGCUCUCUGUGCUAGAACUUAGCUAUAAAUAUUUGCCAAAUGAAACCCACAAAAAAUGUUUCUUGUACUGCUCAAUAUUCCCUGAAGACCAUGUAUAUCGCAUGGAUGAUUUGAUUGAUCUGUGGAUAGGGGAGGGCCUUCUCAAUGAAUGCAAUGGUAUACAUGAAGAACGUGAUCGCGGAAUCGAAAUAGCCAGAUGCCUCAUACGUGUUUGUUUAUUGGAGGAAGUUGAUAUGUCUAUUGAAAAACGUUUUAAAAUGCAUGAUGUAGUUCGAGCUAUGGCCUUGUGGGUGGCAUCUGAACAUGGCAAGAAGAAGAGACCACUUUGUCAGGAGAAACAGAGGUCAUUUGAGCCCACGGAAUUCGUGAAGUGGACUGAUGUAGAAAGGAUAUCCCUCUGGGAGGUGGAUCAAAAGCUGGAAAAGUUGCCUGAUACAUUUGCAACUUUUUCUAGUCUAUCUACUUUGAUAAUACGAGAUACCAAGGUGGAGACAUUUCCAAAUGGAUUCUUUUCUGCCAUGCUAUCGUUGACAGUGUUGGAUGUGUCAUGUAAUAAAUUCUUGAUUGAGUUACCUGGAGAUAUUGGAGUACUAGGAAAUUUGAGGUACCUUGAUUUGCGGCGGACAAUGAUAAGGGAGCUGCCUGCAGAGCUAGAGAAUCUGACAAAGUUGGUGUUUCUGCUUUUACAUCGUUAUUGUCGUGUUCCGGAUCGACUGAUCUCAAGUCUGCUGUCCUUAAGAGUGUUUAGCUGGGAACCAUGGGAAACUACACCGCAUAUAGAUGGGGGAGAAGAGCAAAAAGUGAUUGAGAAGCUGAAUCACUGCUGUAACACGAAGUUAAUUCAAGAUGUUUGCCUGCGAUUAGACUUCACUGUUGCUGUUGAGGAGUUACUUAUGAAAUGCCCCCACUUGCAGAGGUGCUUAAGAGAACUCAGGCUUAGAUGGUGUAAGGGUUGGAUGUCACUUAUAAUCCCGAAGCCAUCGUUGAGGACAAUGGAGCAUCUCAAAUAUCUACAAGUCAGUCGCUGUGAAUUCACUGAGAUAACAAUGGGCAAGGAAGAAUAUGGUUGGCACGGAGAGACUGGGAGAAGUGAUGGAUUAGGAUCUCUUCCUCUACCUUCUUAUCCUGAAAUUAGCCACCUGGAAAGUCAGGACUGCUUCCGUAGACUUGAAAGGAUAAUCAUUGAAGAUUGCGACAAGUUACGAGAAGUGACAGUUUUAAUUUAUCAUGCUCCCUGCCUUACCUACCUCAGAAUUAGUUGUUGUGAAUCAUUGCGGGAACUGAUCGCUGGGGAUGUUGAAGAUUCUCAUGUGGGCAAAAUACUCUCAUCUCUCAUCUACCUUCACCUGGGAGCUCUUCCGAAUUUGGAGAGCAUCUGCAGGAGAGCGCUGUCCCUUCCUUCGCUGGAAUUGUUACAGGUUGUGAAAUGCCAGCAACUGAAGAAGCUCCCCCUAAAGAGCAGCAGCAGUGCACACGCAAGAAGACAGUUCUUCAAAAUUAGAGGACAGUGGGAGUGGUGGGAUGGUUUGCAAUGGGAUGACCCUGAGACGAAGCGCCUGUUCUUUAGGAAUUUUAUUUCUGGGUUUUAGAUUGAGAAUUUGGAAUCUGAUUUCGUAUUCUUUAUCGGACUUAAAAAAUAAUCGAACUUUUUUUGGUGUGCACCCGGUAUUCGGUAAAAAAAAUCGUAAUUUGUCUCUGCACACUCUUCAAAUUUCUUUUUUCCUUUUGUUUAACUUUUGUCAGCCCUCGAUAGCAGUUCACAACGAUCUAAUAAUUGACCCUGCCUUCGAUAAACUUUGACAUCAAAAGCUUCGGAGAAUUGAACGGAGGGGGCGUUUGUUUUGAUGUAAAGUUUAAAUUUUACAUUGUAACGUUCGAACUUUACGUAGUAUUUUACAGCGUUUGUUUGUACAACUUGUAAAAAUGAAUCAUUGUAAUCAUGUGCUCGAGUUAGAACUUUACAGCCCUUGUC
Punica granatum (pomegranate) is the source of this 3741-nucleotide messenger RNA. The record is from RefSeq and is a predicted model, not a curated record. Lineage: Eukaryota; Viridiplantae; Streptophyta; Magnoliopsida; Myrtales; Lythraceae.